UUGAUUCCCCGAGUGUCAGAAGCUCGUAAAUUCCCAUUUGUGAAGUGGAGUAUCACUUCCAGUUCAAUUGAAUUCAAAUGGACAGCGACGAGAGGGCAGCUUUGAACUACGACUGCAACUACAAUCUUUUGCUAGCUAAACGUCUCAUCAAGAAGCUGGUUAAACUCCAAGAUCGAAAGCUCGUCGUUCAGUGGCUGAAAUACCUCAUGUCUUUCAAUGAAAAUCUAUCCGAGAUGGAGUUGAGGAACGACUUCAUGUACCACCUGGUCCUGAACAUGCAGGAGGGCAGCCUGAAGCCACCCUUCUCCUCUCAACCGUCAACAAAAACCCCGAUUUCUGAAUUGACACAUCUCAUUCCUGGCAGAAGCGACAAGACGAUGACAGUCGAGGAGAUGAUGGCGGAGAUCGAUGGGGACGUCAAUCUGGGGAGCAACAAACCACUCGUCAUGGAAAAAUCACCGGAUGGCGGGGCUUUCUUCGCUCAACAACCCAUGCCCCAUGAAGGAGCUUUCGCUUAUCUCACUAUCAGCACUAAAGCGCACAGAUCGAUGAAAAAAUGCCCCUUAGAUUGAGUGUCUUACGGUCUUUUUUAUUCACCAUUUUUUUAAAUAUUUAAUUUUUUUAUGUUGUCAUUUCUCAAUUUUUUUUCCAAAUAU
Messenger RNA from Diachasma alloeum, 656 nucleotides. RefSeq lists its product as uncharacterized. The coding region runs from base 78 to 572 and encodes 164 amino acids. NCBI's taxonomy places the organism in Eukaryota, Metazoa, Arthropoda, Insecta, Hymenoptera, Braconidae. The record is from RefSeq and is a predicted model, not a curated record. The transcript has 3 exons.